AUGUUGAUGUACGGCCUACCUAUCGCUCUCCUGGCCCUGCAGGGCCCGGCAAUGGUUUCAGCUCAAGAUUCCGACCCCUCCAAGAAAGUGUGGGGAGUGUUUGCAUUUACCGUCUAUGGAGACAGCAAGCCCGGUGCGCUCACCAGCUCUCGGACCUUGACUGACUACGGAGCCAACGAACUCGCCGCAGCAGCAUCGGAUUUCCGGUCUCGUUAUGUAUCAACACCCGCAGGCUCUGAGACUGGAAUCCAGAAUAUAUCCCCGAUCAUUUUGGACUCAAAUGACGUGGAUGUGCUCUCGACAACGGGUCAGAACAUUGUUGGAUCAGCCCAAGCAUUCAUGCAGGGUCUAUACCCACCACUCGGCUCAAUGAACAUACCGGGUAGCCAGAUUGCGAAUGGAUCGUUUGCACAGGCGCCAUUGAAUGGAUAUCAAUAUCCUCGGAUUGUCACGGUUGGCGAGGCAGACCCUCAGUCUGUUUUGGUUGAAGGGCACGCCAAGUGUGACAUGUAUCAUGCCGCCGAGGGCGAAUACCGUGUCAGCGACGAAGUCCAGGAUAUCACACGAGAUACAGAAGCCUUUUACAGGAAACUGUGGAAACUGGCAUUGUCUGAAGUCUAUGAUGAAUCAUCCGCAACUUACACGAAUGCCGUUUCAAUCUCGGAAUAUUUGGAUUAUCAAGCUGUGCACAAUGACAGUUUGUUCGAAAGUCUGAAUCACGCCGACAUCCUUCGUGCCCACUCGUUAGCGGACCAGUAUCUAUGGAGUACAAACAGUGAGCAAUCAUCCUCCAGCGGGUCUGUGAUCGGACUAGCCAGUCCAAUUGCGGGACAGACAUUGGCAUCAAGCAUUUUAGAAGCCUUUGAUCUGAAUGUCCGGGAAAGUGGCACCAGGCAGAAGAUGACCCUGCUGUUCGGUGGUGAUGAGCCAUCUGUUGCUCUGUCGUCUGUGAUGGGACUUGCAAACCAGCACCAGCCCAACUUCUCCUCCCGCCUGGUACGAGGUGGCUCGUUUGUGUUCGAACUGUACAGCUUCGAGAACAGAAGCAACUUGUAUCCAUCAUACCCUGGUAUCGACAAUUUGUAUGUGAGAUUCUUGCUUCACAAUGGGACCGACAACACCACCGACUUCCAACCAUAUUCCCUCUUUGGGCACAGUCCCAGUCAAGCCUCAAUCCCAUAUACUGAGUUCCGCUCCAAAUUGGAAACGUUUGCCAUGGCCUCAACACAGGAAUGGUGCCUCCGCUGUAACGCCGAAACUGUGUUCUGCAAUGGAGUGUUAGACCAGAGUGGAUCUCAGCCAUGGAAGAAGAACAAAGAGAUGGCUCCCGCUGUAGCCGGAGUCAUCGGUGCUGUUACAACACUGGCUGUUGUUGGAUUCACAGCAGUCAUUGCGUUCCUCAUGUGUAGUGCGCGCAAGGGCAAGCCCAGCAAAGGAAGUCUUGGGGGUUUCAAAGGCUCUGGUAAACUUGCCAGUGAUACCGAUGUGUCGUUCGGUGAACCGAUCUGGGGAAACUCCAAGACUGACGAUACUCAACCAUCUAGUGGCAUUGCCGCUGGUGUUGGAGUUGCUGUACAGGGUCAAGAACGCACUGGAAGCUGGGAGAUGGGGCAGGGGAAGAAAGAGAAUGAGAAUAACCAGUCCGCUGACAUGGGAGUGAGGUCGCCUUUUGAGGAUCACGAAGAAGAUUGGCGUGUACACAGUGGUGUCCAAGCUGUGGAAAUCCGAGAGAGUGUAUAA
Molecule: messenger RNA, 1740 nt
Organism: Penicillium robsamsonii
Lineage: Eukaryota; Fungi; Ascomycota; Eurotiomycetes; Eurotiales; Aspergillaceae
Exons: 1
Coding region: 1-1740 (579 amino acids)
Biological process (GO): dephosphorylation
Molecular function (GO): phosphatase activity
Source: RefSeq, a predicted model, not a curated record